AUGAAAUUAAUUUAUAACUUACGGUUAAAUCAUUAUGGAGUGAGACAAAUCUUUUCUAAAAAAAAUAUUUAUUCGUCAAAAAUUAAUCUCUAUCCACUAUAACAAAUCUAUUACUUUCAAGUGCACCCCUUAAUUGCUAUCAUUUUUGUAGCAAAGGUUCGUUCAGCUAAGAAGGGAUGAAUGUGUUUUAAUCGUAUAAAAUGGGGCUACACUGGAAGUUUGCCAACGUUUCGAGGAUUUUGAAAACUAUAGGGGCUUAAAUAAAAUAGUGCAACGUUCAGAUAAAUUUCAUCGGACCAUAAUUAGAGCGACGCCAUCGAUGGCAGGUGGAGAGAGAGCGGGAGUAGAAGAACAAAAGCGCAUCAAUCGCCGAUCCUCUCUCGGUAGCCAUUGCUCGCCCUCCCUCUCCUUCCUUCCUUCUUUCAUCCGCCCUCGGUUCCUCCGCCCUCGGUUCCUCCGCGGUCACCUUCUAGGGCUUGGGUUUCCGCCUCCCGACGCGGGGAGAUGGGGCAGCAAACGCUGAUCUACAGCUUCGUCGCCCGGGGCACCGUCAUCCUGGCGGAGUACACCGCCUUCACCGGAAACUUCAACUCCGUCGCCUCCCAAUGCCUCCAGAAGCUCCCCUCCUCCAACAACAGGUUCACCUACAACUGCGACGGCCACACCUUCAAUUACCUCGUCGAGAACGGCUUAACGUACUGUGUAGUUGCUGUUGAAUCAGCUGGCAAGCAAAUUCCCAUUGCCUUCCUGGAGAGGGUCAAGGAGGAUUUCAGUAAAAAAUAUGGAGCCAAAGCAGUAACUGCCUCAGCCAAUGGCCUAAACCGCGAAUACAAAUCCAAGCUUAAAGAGCACAUGCAAUUCUGUAUCGAUCACCCGGAAGAGAUAAACAAGAUAGCCAAAGUGAAAGCUCAAGUUUCUGAAGUAAAAGGAGUCAUGAUGGAAAACAUUGAGAAGGUUCUUGAGCGUGGUGAGAAAAUUGAACUUCUUGUCGAUAAGACUGAUGAUCUUCGCUCCCAGGCCCAAGAUUUCAGGCAACAAGGCACAAAGCUGAAGAGGAAGAUGUGGGUAGACAAUAUGAAGAUUAAGCUAGCUGUUUUCGGUAUCAUCGCCCUCCUCAUUCUCCUCAUAAUCCUAUCAAUUUGCCCUGGCUUCAGGUGCUUCUGAUGUGGUUAUCAUCAGUUCCAUAUCGAAUUGGUUCUCAAUGUUUCGAGGCAAUUUCGUUUAAUUCUAUAUGACGUUAUAAAAACGGUGAAACCGUGAUCUUGGCGGCCCCGAGGACGACCCUUAUCAUUCUAUUAUUUAUAAUGUUUUGUGUAUAUAUUUGACUCUUCACAUAUGUAAUUUUUUGGUUGAAACAUUUGUAUCUUCAAGAGCUGAAACUUAGUUCAGUUUGUUUGGCAUAAAAUAUUU
Molecule: messenger RNA, 1410 nt
Organism: Zingiber officinale
Lineage: Eukaryota; Viridiplantae; Streptophyta; Magnoliopsida; Zingiberales; Zingiberaceae
Product: putative vesicle-associated membrane protein 726
Exons: 5
Coding region: 505-1164 (219 amino acids)
Biological process (GO): vesicle-mediated transport
Cellular component (GO): membrane
Source: RefSeq, a predicted model, not a curated record